AUGAAUGAAUCUUCAUGCACCAACCUGGCCAAGUGCUUGUUGAUGUUUACAGGAGUUUGCUACCUGAUUUCUGCUGGUGGCUUGUCCUAUGUUGGCAUUUGGGCUUUCAGUACUUAUGAUCACUUUGAUGAAAUUGCUGAUGCCACAAUCACUCUGUUCCCGGCCAGUAUCAUUCUUGGUGUCAGUGCUUUCAUGUGCAUCAUUGGAAUCCUGGCCUUUGUUGCAGCAUUUAGGAGCAACAAGAUAUUGCUGUCUGUGUUUUUCUGUCUGAUUUUACUGGUCUUUGUUGGAGAAGUUGUGGCCAGCAUUUUGGGAUUAGUGUACAGAAAUCAAGUGGAAGAUGUUCUGGAGGAUGAUCUGAUAAACGCUGUCAACAAGUACAACCUGACUGCCUACAAAGAGCAGAUGGACUUUCUGCAGCAGAAGUUUGCAUGCUGUGGUGUGCACAGGGCCUCGGACUGGGAGAACUCUGAAUAUUGGAAAAUGAAUCACACAGACACUGUCCCUACUUCAUGCUGCAAUGUUACCUUUGUCACCUGUAAUGCUACAUUGAAUUCAGACACCAUAUAUCAAGAGGGUUGCUUGGAUAAACUCAACAGUGAAUUUAGCCAGAACCUCAUUUACUUGACUGGCACUGCCAUCUUCCUUGUGGUUGUACAGUUCCUGGCUCUGCUCAGCACAUGCAUCUUAGUGUGCAGAACAAGAGAGGAACAGCAGUACCAGUCCCUGAUUGAAGACAUCGGAGGACACUUGACAAUUUAG
Messenger RNA from Candidula unifasciata, 762 nucleotides. Lineage: Eukaryota; Metazoa; Mollusca; Gastropoda; Stylommatophora; Geomitridae. The record is from the annotation of a GenBank genome assembly.